Molecule: messenger RNA, 1538 nt
Organism: Gastrolobium bilobum
Lineage: Eukaryota; Viridiplantae; Streptophyta; Magnoliopsida; Fabales; Fabaceae
Exons: 2
Coding region: 87-1346 (419 amino acids)
Biological process (GO): transmembrane transport
Source: RefSeq, a predicted model, not a curated record
UCUCUCUCUCUCUUUCUCUCUGUUCAUAGCAUAUUAGCACUCUUUUUUAGCGAUGCUCUGAAUUUUUCUUUAUAUGUUCACUGAAUAUGAUGGGUGCCUCCGAUUUUCCGGCAAGGUUCAAACUUUCCGUCGCCGGCGUUGAGAUUGCUGGUUUUUCCGGCUGUACAGUUAGGAUUGUAGAUGGUGUAUGCUGGAAAGUGUUGUUGAAGGAAAAAUCAGAUUUUGAUUCUGGGUUUGUGGUGGGGUAUUUUGUUGGUGGUGAUUUUGAGAAGGUGGCGAAAAUGAGCAUGAGUGUGACCGAGGAAGAAUCGGGUGAAAAGGUUUAUCUCCCGGCCGAAAUUGAUUGGAAAAUGCUUGAUAAAUCCAAGUUUUUCUUCCUUGGAGCUGCCCUCUUCUCUGGGGUUUCUGCUACCUUGUACCCUGUUGUUGUGUUGAAAACCAGGCAGCAAGUGGCUCAGUCCCAAGUUUCUUGCAUCAAGACUGCAUUUUCAUUGAUUAGGGGUGAGGGUUUUAGAGCAUUGUACCGCGGAUUUGGGACUUCUUUGAUGGGUACAAUCCCUGCUAGAGCUUUAUAUAUGGCUGCCUUGGAGGUUACCAAGAGUAAUGUGGGGACUUCUACGGUUAGGUUUGGUAUUGGAGAACCUACAGCUGCGGCAAUUGCCAAUGCAGUUGCUGGCUUGAGUGCAGCCAUGGCAGCUCAACUUGUGUGGACCCCAAUUGAUGUUGUGAGCCAGAGGUUGAUGGUUCAAGAUGGUUAUAAUUCCAGUAAUCCUAAGGCUUCAGCUUGUCGAUAUGUCAAUGGGAUUGAUGCCUUCCGGAAAAUUCUUAGCACAGAUGGCCCUAGGGGCUUGUAUAGAGGUUUUGGGAUAUCAAUCUUGACCCAUGCACCUUCCAAUGCAGUUUGGUGGGCUUCAUAUUCUCUUGCACAAAGGAUGGUUUGGGGUGGAGUUGGGUACUACUUGUGCAAGAAAAGUGAGGAGAGGAGUGACACUGCAACUAAUGUUAAUGCUAGUGCUAGUGCUAAUGCUUUGAGGCCAGAUACAAAAACAGUAAUGGCAGUUCAGGGACUCAGUGCAGCAAUGGCUGGUGGCAUGUCUGCUUUGAUUACCAUGCCACUGGAUACAAUCAAGACAAGACUGCAAGUCUUGGAUGGUGAUGAGAAUGGCCGUCGCGGACCAACAGUUAUGCAGACGGUGAGGAGUCUGGUUAAGGAAGGUGGCUGGAUGGCUUGUUACAGAGGAUUGGGACCUCGAUGGGCUUCAAUGUCAAUGUCUGCAACGACAAUGAUCACAACCUAUGAGUUCCUAAAAAGGCUUUCCGCAAAGAAUCAAGAGGUUUUGACAUGAUGAAUGAUAGGUUUAUAAUAACAAAAAGGAAAACAAAGAGAAGAGGAUGGUUUUUUCCUCUCUUCUUUGCCUAAAUUAUGUUCUUAGCUUCUCUCAACUUGUCUAGGUUAUCUCUUCUCUUUGAGCUUGCCAGCAUGACUGCUUGAUCAAUGUAAGUCAUUGCAGUUUAUCCUAUAUAAAUAAAAAAUUUCU